CAUGUUUAUCACUAAUUAUUCAAAUUCCAUCAAACAAAAAAAGAGGGUUAGAGCUGUAAUAAUCAUCUCCUGCAUAGAGCCCCUUCUCUAUUGCUUUCAGGGUCCCAUUUAUAUUUAUGAGCUCCCCUCCAUUCCAACUCCAACCAAAUAAUUUCCCGACUCUUGUCUGCUACAAAUUGGUAACCAGUAGACCUUAGAAACCCCAAAUUAUUGUCCUCAUAAUCUCCAUAAUUAUAUCCUUCAACCCUGUCCUUGUAGCCGGUGAUAUGAUGGGAGUAAAGGUUUUAAGCUUUUAACUGGUUUACAUGGAAUCUUUGUGGUGUGGGAAGCCAUAGCUUCUAUUUUUGCAUUCUCACCCUCUGUUGUACUAUGAAAGCCUUCCCUUUUCCUCCAAUCACCAAAAGGAGAUGCUUUUUAAUGGUGUCUUUAUCUUAGUUGGAAGUUGCUGACAGGCACAUAACCCUAACUCUAAAGCCCCGUAUCUCCCUUUAGUUAAAAAGCUGAUCUACAAGAACCCAAUGAAAGAAAGCAUAAGCCCUCACUUUCUUUAUAUAUCAGCUGCAGCUGCACCCAUCUUUGCUUAGCCAAACCACGAGUUUCAAGCAAACAAGCCAAGGGAUUUUAAUUUUGUUUCAUUCAUCAGCAGCAAAUGAGAGAGGUGAACUUUUAGUAACUCUUUUUAUAUAAGCUUUUGGGGAUGAUGCAAGCUAAAACAGCAAUGGUGACCACUCUUUACCAUCGACCGCACCGCCUUCUCCUCGAUACGCAACCGAACGCAUCGCCAUCGCUACCGAAUGGAAGCAGGACGCGCAAUGCUUUCGCCAAUGAAGCCAACUUUGACACCAACAUGGUGAUCAUCCUAGCGGCUUUGCUUUGUGCAUUGAUAUGUGCUCUAGGACUAAACUCCAUUAUGCGUUGCGCUUUCCGUUGCGGCAGAAGGUUUGGUUUGGACGCCACGGAAGAGACCGCGGCGCGUUUGGCUGCCGCGACGGGCCUGAAGAAGAGCGCGUUGCGUCGGCUUCCGGUGGCCGUGUAUGGUUCAGGGAUGGAUAUGAAGGCUACUGAGUGUCCAAUUUGCCUUGGAGAAUUCAUGGGUGGUGAAAAAGUUAGGGUGUUGCCAAAAUGUAACCAUGGUUUCCAUGUAAGGUGUAUAGAUACAUGGUUGCUGUCACACUCAUCUUGCCCAACUUGCAGGCAGUCAUUGUUGGAUCAGGCAACUAACAGCAGUGAUGGUGCAGUGGAGAUCGAAAACGGAAUCCGACCACAUGGAAAUUCUUCAGGAGGACAACAAGCUGAUGUACCAGUUCCUGCAGAUGAGGUUGGUUGAUACUGGUCUUAAAAUAGUUCUCCAACCAGAUGAGAGAAAAGGGGACCUUAGAGUAGUUUUUCUAAUGUUUCUUUUGGCAUUUUUAAAGUUAGGUUUGUUUAUGCAUAUGCAUAGAGAGAACUAUUUGAUACUUAUAUGAGGGUUUGCAUACAAAUUCAUGUCCAGUUGUAUGUGAUUGUAAUGAGUUUAUUAGGAAAUAUAAAAAGAUGAAUCAUGAACCAGAAAA
Messenger RNA from Gossypium arboreum, 1553 nucleotides. Its product is annotated as RING-H2 finger protein ATL72. The transcript has a single exon. NCBI's taxonomy places the organism in Eukaryota, Viridiplantae, Streptophyta, Magnoliopsida, Malvales, Malvaceae. The record is from RefSeq and is a predicted model, not a curated record. Gene Ontology annotation, biological process: protein ubiquitination. The coding region runs from base 698 to 1327 and encodes 209 amino acids. Gene Ontology annotation, molecular function: transferase activity.